Manduca sexta (tobacco hornworm) is the source of this 971-nucleotide messenger RNA. RefSeq lists its product as uncharacterized. The coding region runs from base 141 to 464 and encodes 107 amino acids. The record is from RefSeq and is a predicted model, not a curated record. The transcript has 4 exons. Lineage: Eukaryota; Metazoa; Arthropoda; Insecta; Lepidoptera; Sphingidae.
CGCGCAACAAGUCUCACUUCAGCUUUGGAAAGUUGCGCUUUUCAACCGUUCACCAUAUAGGAAGUGAUUGAAAACGCGAUUUAUUUGUUAACAGUGAAUAUUGAUUAUUUUUGUGUCAGUCUUGUGAUGCUGGAUGCACAAUGUUGAACAGUUCGGUACCGCUGUUCCUGCUCGCCCUCAGUGCCACCCUCGCCGCGCCGUCCAUGUACGAUGAUUAUGUUGAGGUUGUGCCUCAGAAGCGUGCAGCUCUGGUGCUCGAUCGGCUGUUGGUAGCCUUGCAGAAGGCUCUUCACGAGGGGGGUGGGCAGCGAUAUGAGCGACCCGACCGCGACGGCCCGCGCACCGCGCCCCUUAGAAUCCCGGACGACGACAUUGACAUGAGUUCAUUGGAGCGGCGCGGGCAGACUACAAACAGCAGAGGACGUGUACUUCGCUGUUAUUUCAAUGCAGUCACUUGCUUCUAACGCAUACUUAAUCAUAACAGUAAAUCUUUGACCAAUUUUAAUAGGGUAAAUGCACCAGUGUUAUACUGAUUUAUAAAUGUACAACGAAAAAUAAUUUCCUAAUACGUUUCUCUAAUCACAUGACAGAUAUUGGUAUAUGAUUAAUUAAUAAAUUAAAUUGAUGUGUUCAUUUUUUGGUGUGGUACAUAGGACUUAUGCAAAAAAUAGUCUAAAAAUGUUUUUAGAUAAUGAUUUUAUAAGGUGUUUAAUAUUCAUUUAAAGUUUUGGCUACUGGUGCCUUUACCCACCUUAUAACUUUAAUACGUGUAUAAGAAAAUUGCAAAAAACUAAUUAAUAUGAUACACAGUUAAUACUUGUAUGCUUAUAUUUGUUAUGUACAUAUAUUAUUGUUAAUAUUAUGGAUUUUUUAUUGUAUCCGUGACUUCGUGGCCAAAUCGAGAUUAAUGAACGAUGAAAGUCCAUGUGUCGUUGCCAAAUAUUGAUGUAUACUGCCUAAAUAUACUUUAA